Molecule: messenger RNA, 654 nt
Organism: Morone saxatilis (striped sea-bass)
Lineage: Eukaryota; Metazoa; Chordata; Actinopteri; Moronidae
Gene: zfyve21
Product: zinc finger, FYVE domain containing 21
Molecular function (GO): metal ion binding
Source: RefSeq, a predicted model, not a curated record
UGCCCGAGGUGUAUGCAGUGUGACACCAAAUUCGACUUCAUCAGAAGAAAGCACCACUGUCGGCGGUGCGGCCGGUGUUUCUGCGAUAAGUGCUGCAGUAAGAAGGUGGUGCUGCCCCGCAUGUGUUUCGUGGAUCCGGUGCGGCAGUGCGCCGAGUGCGGCCUGGUCUCCCAGAAAGAGAUGGAGUUCUACGACAAGCAGCUCAAAGUGCUUCUGGGAGGUGGCACCUUUGUCGUCACUUUGGGAACGUCGGAGAAGUCUGAAACUAUGACGUGUCGCCUCUCCAACAACCACAGGUAUCUGUUCCUCGACGGUGAGAGUCACUUCGAGGUGGAGUUGUCUCGGAUCUCCAGCAUGCAGAUUUUGACAGACGGGACGAGUCCAGGAGAGAAUGACAUUCACACUUACACCAGUCUCCUGGACAGUCAGUAUAUCUCUGAAGGAGGGACGUCGCGGGCCAGCGGCAUGCUGCUCCACUACAAGCCAAUGGGCUCCCAGGACGCUCAGCAGCUCCGCAUGGAGGCAGCGGACGACAAGAAGGUGGCCUCGUUGGUUGGCUGCCAAUGCACAACGUACACUGGACAGACAAACAGGACUCGUACUGUCGCUGCAAAACAUGCGGCCAAACUGCUGUAUGAAGCUCGGGACCAGUGA